CUGGCCAGUAGCUUCCCAGAAAUGCUUGGUGCAGAAAGGAAAAUGUGACUUUGGGCAAAUGCUCUCUCCUCUCUGGCCUUCCAUAUUCUUUUCCAAAACUGGGGACAAUGAUAGAGGAGCCUCGUGGAAACAACGAAGGGACUUGCAGCACCAACACCAUGAGUAUCUCAGCUCUUGGAGGUGGCACUAAAGGGAAGCCUCUGCCACCAGGCGAGGAGGAGCGCAAUAACGUCCUCAAGCAGAUGAAAGUGCGCACUACACUGAAGGGCGACAAGAGCUGGAUCACCAAGCAGGAUGAAUCAGAAAGCCGCACCAUUGAACUGCCAUCGGGCCGGACUCGUGCCACAUCCUUUUCAUCAGCUGGAGAGAUCUCAAAGGCCAGGCUUCCAAACACAAGGGCGCCUACUGGCUAUAUCAUCCGGGGAGUAUUCACAAAGCCCAUAGACAGCUCAUCCCAGCCCCAGCAGCACUUCCCCAAGUCCAAUGGAGCUCCAAAAAGUGCUGCCGGUUUGGUGAGAGCAGCUACCACUGGCUCUGCCCGCACUCCUUCCUCUGGCUAUAAGAUGACCACCGAGGAUUACAAGAAGCUGGCACCCUACAAUGUUAGGCGCAGCUCAACAUCAGGGGCUGCCGAGGAAGAGGAGGCACCUUUCUCUUCAGAUGAGCAGAAGCGGAGAUCAGAGGCUGCCAGUAGUGUGGUGAGGAAGACGGCCCCUCGGGAGCACUCUUACGUCCUGUCAGCUGCCAAGAAGAGCACUGGCAGUCCUACCCAGGAGACACAGGCCCCAUUUAUUGCGAAGAGGAUUGAGGUGGUGGAUGAGGACGGGCCUUCUGAGAAGAGCCAGGGGCCACCCGCAGUGGCAAGACUGUUUCCUGGCUUGAGCAGUUCGAGGGGUGAGGAGACUGUCCGCCUACAGAUCAUGACACCCAGGCCAGGACUCCGCUUGGUGGCCCCAGACCUGGAAGACAUGAGGCCCUCUCUAGGUGACAAGGGGACCCCACAUCCCAGGGAGCUCAAAAGAAACUUGGCUGGUGAGGAGGACUUCAAGGGCCCUGACACAGACUCUGAGAGGCCAACUGCACCGUUGAGUGAUGGCAACAUGGGAUCUGGAGCCUUGGGGUCCUUGCCUGAAGAUUUGACUGGAACAGAUAUCAGCUCUGAAAGAGGAGGGAUGGGCUCAGCUGCUGGCCUUGCCUCUUUCUCAGGGGAUCAGGAGGUGGAUAGUGCCAACUCUCAGUCCUGCAAGGCUGGACCACUGGCUGUGAGCUCCAGUACUACUUUGACCUCUGCUGUUCUGGAUGAUAGAAGGAAUGACAGUCCAGCAGACCUGGAGGACACAAAGGGCGCCGUGGCUGGUGGUGAGAACAGUGUGGCCACCAAGGUGGGAGAAGCCUGGCAGGAGAGGCCUGGAGCCCUGAGAGAAGGCCGUGGUGACCCAACUGCACCCGCUCAGCAACCUGCAGAUCCCAGCGUCCCAGAGCGGCAGGGCAGCCCCAGGGCACCCGAGAAGCUCCUUGAACCUGAACCGGAGGGCUGUGCCAGCAGCGCCGUGGCUGGUGGUGAGAACAGUGUGGCCACCAAGGUGGGAGAAGCCUGGCAGGAGAGGCCUGGAGCCCUGAGAGAAGGCCGUGGUGACCCAACUGCACCCGCUCAGCAACCUGCAGAUCCCAGCGUCCCAGAGCAGCAGGGCAGCCCCAGGGCACCCGAGAAGCUCCUUGAACCUGAACCGGAGGGCUGUGCCAGCAGGGUGAGAAGCCCUUCAAGUUGCAUGGUCACUGUUACUGUCACUGCCGCCUCUGAACAGCCUCACAUUUAUGUUCCAGCUCCCCCCAGUGAAUUGGACUCCAGCUCAACCACCCAAGGAAUUGUCUUCAUGAAGGAAUACAUGAAUGCUAGUGAAGUGUCUUCCAGAAAGCCAGCAUCUUCCCGCUAUGGCAGCAUCAGCAGCACUGAUGACUCAUUUGACAUGGAGAAGAAACCCCCAUAUGACAGCACUCUGUACUCUGAGAGAACAUCUGGAGGGAUCUGUAAUUACUGCAGCUGUGAGAUCCGAGACUGUCCAAAGAUUACCUUAGAACAUCUUGGCAUCUGCUGCCACGAAUACUGUUUUAAGUGUGGAGUUUGCAGCAAACCGAUGGGUGACCUCUUGGAUCAGAUCUUCAUUCACCGUGACACCAUUCAUUGUGGGAAAUGUUAUGAGAAGCUCUUCUAGCUCCUCCAGGUUGAUCAGAAGCUGAUGACUCCCGGACAAGUUUAGCUGUCCCUAGUUGCCCCAAGUUGCUGAUUCCUCUUUCUGCACUUCCUCCCUCCAUUUUAUGUCUUCAUAAAUUUUACCUUAGCUUAUGUCCAGUAUCAUAUCUUAAUGACAAUCAUUACUCAUGUGUGUACCUUUUUCUAGCUUAGAAAGCACUUUACAUUCACAGUCUCAUUUCAGGUUUGAUCAAAAAAGAUGGAACAGGAAUUCCAUCUUGGUUUCUCUAAGACAGAUUGACAUUCUAGUGAGUUUAGGUGUCCUGAAAGGUUAGGCAUAGGCAAAAGGAAGAUGUUCAGUGUGUUCUGAUUCCCUUGAUGCUUCUGAGGGAUAAAUUGACAAUCCCUGGUGGGUAAAUUGUAGGCAUUGAAUACUAGGGAUUGGCCUAGUCUAAUGUUGUCUUGUCUAUUGCAAUAUAUAUAUAUAUAUAUAUAUAUAUAUAUAUAUAUAUAUAUUUAUAUAUUGCUAUAUGUAUAUUUUUAGAAUUUCCAUACACUUUUAAGGAGUAGUUGCUUUUGAUUGAGUUAUAUGGUGGAUUUUGUUGGCCUCCUCCUACCCACCUUUAACCAUAUUUGAGUUUUUCCUGCAGAUGUAUGGCUAUGUAUUGGGAAGUUUGAACAACUAGAUUUACAUUUGAUUGGAUAUAAAUUUAGGAGGUUACUGACCAAAGGGAUAUCUCCUCCUGUUUGACUCUUGAUAGCAGAUCAAUACUUUUAAUCCUGAAUUCCUACUCCCUGAGCUUUAUUCAGAAACCUUGUGAAGUAAAUUUUAGGGUAUAUAGGUACCUGAAAGAUUAAGAAGGGAGAAAAGUAAGUACCAUUUCUUGAAGCCUUAUCCCAUCCCAGACAUUAUCACGGAGGGAUGCCUUUAAUCCUCAUAACAAUCCAGAUGAGGAUGCUGAGGCUCAGAGAGGUGCUCAUGCCUUGCACAGAACCGUAGCUGUCUCUCUUCAGAGCCCAUGUUCUCUCCUGGAGCAGUAAUCACAACAGCAAGCACUGAUUCUGUGCUUGGUGUGUGCCAAGCACUGUGCAGAGGAUACCUAAAUCCUGACAGGUAAUACUGCCCCAUCAGGCCUCCCCCAGGCAUCCUCUUUCAUGAACCCACACUGAAUGUGUGCCUGGAUUCCCUGAGUCUAGCCCAACAUGGUAUUUGGCACAUGGUAGGCACUAAAACAUAAGUAUUGGAUGAAUAAGUUAAAGAAAAGUAAUUUCUUUGUUGAGAGAUGCUGCACAUGAGGCUCAGUGCAGGCCCACAUGGUGAACUGCAAUGUAGAAAGAGACCCAAGAUAGGCUGCUUUCCCCAUCUUACAGCUAUAAUCUGCCUUUAAGUGAUUUUUAGAACCAACGUGCAAGAUAUUGUAAGAAAGCUUGGAAGAUCAGUAUUGAUUUUAAUCCAAAACAGCCUCUUACGUGUCUAAAAGGGCUCAGGUUUCAGCAGACUUGAGGAAGAGCAAUGGUUGCAUUAUUUUUGCUCCUUUUUUAAUUGCUUGGUGUUUCUAAUCAUACUUGCUUAACCCACAUUAAUGUACACAGU
Messenger RNA from Lepus europaeus (European hare), 3785 nucleotides. It is a transcript of the gene ZNF185, whose product is annotated as zinc finger protein 185 with LIM domain. The transcript is spliced from 24 exons. NCBI's taxonomy places the organism in Eukaryota, Metazoa, Chordata, Mammalia, Lagomorpha, Leporidae. The record is from RefSeq and is a predicted model, not a curated record. The coding region runs from base 108 to 2213 and encodes 701 amino acids.